This is a messenger RNA of Fusarium mangiferae, 834 nucleotides long. RefSeq lists its product as uncharacterized. Bases 1 to 834 code for a protein of 277 amino acids. The record is from RefSeq and is a predicted model, not a curated record. The transcript is spliced from 3 exons. Gene Ontology annotation, molecular function: DNA-binding transcription factor activity. Lineage: Eukaryota; Fungi; Ascomycota; Sordariomycetes; Hypocreales; Nectriaceae. Gene Ontology annotation, biological process: regulation of DNA-templated transcription.
AUGUCCAUGUUUAUGACACAACCCGCCUACGCCUACGCGGCAGCUCCUCCACCUCCCAGACAAUACUCGGGAACAAGCAGUGCUUUCAGUGCUUCUGCCAACCCCGAUGAGGACUGGACCAAGAUCUCUGACCUUGCUGAGCGCCGAAGAAUACAGAACCGCAUUGCUCAGCGCAACUACCGCAAGAAGCUCAAGCGCCGCCUUGAAGACCUCGAGCGCCGUGCUGGUUCUUCUGACGAUGCCGAGUCCGACAAGCAGCCACAGAAGCCUACCAAGUCGAAGCGAUCCCCCUCCGCACCCAAGUCUCAAAAAUCGCAAUCCGGAGCUCCCAGCAAGUCUGUUGCCUCACAGGGCCAAUUCACUCCUCCCAUGGAGCCUACUGACGAGCUUUUCUUCCCCGGCACCUACGACGACCGAGCUCGCUCAGACAGCCCUCCUCAGUUCACAUACUCAACAUACCCUGCUCCCGAUGAGAUCCUCCUCGCACCCUACGGUUCCACUCAGUCAUACCCAGCCAUCACAACCGCUGAUGCCUACCCCAACUACAUGACAGCGUCUACAGUGCCCAUGACGCUUCCUUCCAUGACACACUUCAGCGAUGCCAUCAAGCGGGAGACGUACCCUAGUGACGACGGACUCACUCCUUACAUGACCUACGGUUACAUGCCACCCAUGGACUUCAACUCUGGUAGCCCAUACGAACAGUCCAACCCUCAUACUCCUCCGCUGUCGCAUUCUUUCGACCACUCUGCCAACUGCUCAGAGGCUGGCUUCGAUUACCCUGCCACGCCUCUGUCAAUGCCUGGCUCGCCUGGUCUAAUCCAGCACCAAUAG